AUGGUGGAGACCAACGUGAAGGUGUACAUUGCCUGCAGCUCCGUGCUGUACCUCAAGUUCCUGCUCGUGACGUUCAUCCAAGGCCCCAAGUCCUUCAAGUCGGGCAGUCGUCCGCCCGAGGACGCCCAGCUGCCGAUGGCCGAAGGUCGCGAGAUGGACUACGGACUGGUCGAGACCAAGGACAAGGCGGUGGCCAAAGCGCGCGAGGAAGUCCAUCGCUGGCAGCGCAUCAUCGCGAACGACCUCGAAUCGAUCCCCUUCGCGCUCUUCGUCUUCGGUGGCGGCAUCCUGGCCGACAGCAACGACGCCGUGCAUGCGAGCGCGCUGAUCGUGUAUCCCCACCGAUCGAACUGCUGGUUCGUCGGCGUUGCUGCGACGCUGGUCGGCGUGGUCAACGCCAUCGUGGCCAUCGUGUAA
Phytophthora sojae is the source of this 417-nucleotide messenger RNA. RefSeq lists its product as hypothetical. Bases 1 to 417 code for a protein of 138 amino acids. The transcript has 2 exons. Lineage: Eukaryota; Oomycota; Peronosporomycetes; Peronosporales; Peronosporaceae. The record is from RefSeq and is a predicted model, not a curated record. Gene Ontology annotation, cellular component: membrane.